This is a messenger RNA of Trichomonas vaginalis G3, 970 nucleotides long. RefSeq names its product DNA/RNA polymerases family. The transcript has a single exon. The record is from RefSeq and is a predicted model, not a curated record. The annotation marks the transcript as partial. NCBI's taxonomy places the organism in Eukaryota, Parabasalia, Trichomonadida, Trichomonadidae.
AUGAAGUAUCUUGAGUCAUGUGUGAAGACAAGGUACAUUCUCAGAGGUCAAUUGGCAAAAAUUGCACCGUUGGCAAAUGUCAAUAUCCGAGUCAACAUUCCGACUGAGAAAGGUUCUUCACAUGACGACUAUGUUGUUGACAAAGACUUACCAUGGUUGAAGAUUGUAAUUGUCCACAACCACUUCAUGUUGAACGAAAGUCUUACAAACCCAUUGUUCGGAAAAGGCAAGUGCAACAUUGUCAGAGCUGUAAACAUUCUUUUCGAGAAAGGUUUGUUGGAACCAAUUCCAGAUGACAAGCUGACAGAAACUUUUGUACCAAAAGACGAAACAAACUUUUCAUUGUUAGCAAGACCAAAAGUUGUUCCAGACAAAGUUCUAGCACAAAAGAAGUACACAGUUCCAAAAGGAGUUGGAUUGUUCGGAUACCAACCUGAACCAGAAGAACUUCCAAUGAGGUUGCAAGAACUUCAAGAUGCUAUAAACAAACUUCCAUUGAGACAUCCAAUUGACGUCAAAUUGUAUUGGAGAGCAUCUGAGUUAGGUCAGAAGGUUUUAUAUGAAACAGGUUGCUUCGACGAUGUUUAUGAGAUAACAGGAGAAGUUUCUCAGAAGAUAAGAGACUCACUUGAAUUUCCACGAACUGGACCCAUUGGUUGCGACAAGUUCGACUCAGAUGAAAAGAUAUACUAUGUCGACCUUAACGCUGCGUACAUGAGGUUCGUCCAAUAUAUCCCGACUGGAAUUCCAAACGAAGAUGGUGAGUUCCCAGGAAGGAACUAUACAGUUGGAAAAGUCAUACAACAACUGUAUGAUAUUAGGAAAGCUUCAAACCCCAAACUUGCAAUGACACUCAAAUUGCUUAUGAAUUCGACAUGGGGAUAUUCCAUUAAGAAACCUCAAGAGAUGAAGAGUAAACACUAUGAGAAGGUCGACAACUUUGUUGAAAGGUUUUCUCCUUUUGUUUUGA